AUGCCGUUCGGGAGUGGUAGAAGAGUAUGCCCUGGGAUAAGUAUGGGUCUUCAGACGACGCUUUUAACUUUAGCUAGUUUUCUUCAUUCGUUUGAUGUCACGACCCGAGGAAACGCAGCGGUUGAUAUGAGUGCAAGCGCUGGACUUACGAACAGGAAACUCACCCCUCUUGAUGUCCUCAUCAAACCACGCUUGUCUCCACAUCUUUAUGAAUAA
Prunus armeniaca (apricot) is the source of this 216-nucleotide messenger RNA. NCBI's taxonomy places the organism in Eukaryota, Viridiplantae, Streptophyta, Magnoliopsida, Rosales, Rosaceae. The record is from the annotation of a GenBank genome assembly.